Molecule: messenger RNA, 6084 nt
Organism: Daphnia carinata
Lineage: Eukaryota; Metazoa; Arthropoda; Branchiopoda; Diplostraca; Daphniidae
Gene: Prosap
Product: SH3 and multiple ankyrin repeat domains protein 2-like
Exons: 14
Coding region: 458-5467 (1669 amino acids)
Cellular component (GO): postsynaptic membrane; postsynaptic density; dendritic spine
Molecular function (GO): synaptic receptor adaptor activity; ionotropic glutamate receptor binding
Source: RefSeq, a predicted model, not a curated record
AUGUGUCAAAAAAAAAAAAAUAAUAACAACCGACAAGAAGAAGAAGCGACUUGAAUCGAAUUUCCGUAUUUUACAUCCAUUGUCGCCCUAGUUGUGUCCGGUUGUGUGAAUUUGUGUUUUUUCUUUUUUUUUUCUGUGCGAGCCCAUUGUGAGACGCCUUUUCGCAGUUCCCGAACGCCCCCUUCUGAAAAUGGAAAUUGCUUGAACGACCCACGACGACAUUUUUUUUUUUUUUGUUUUUUCUUUCCUUUUUCUUUCAUUUUAAAUGAUUUAAAGAAGAAUUACGGAUUAGAGAAACAGACAAAUAAGAGGAAAGGACAACAAAGAAAAAAGUGAGUGAAAUGAAUCCGGAGAGAGACAUUGCCGUCCAGUGAAUCUUCUGUGCAUCAGCCAGGAAAACAAAGAAAAAAACAAAACAAAAACAAUUAAAGGAAACAAAUUCAGAAUUUCAAAAAAGAUGAUGAUGAUGAUGAUGGAAGAAAACAGUAGCAUCAAAUCAGCCGGCUCGUCGAUGGCGUUGGCGGCCGUGGCCGAAGCGGCUGCGUGCGCGCUAGAGACGCAUCACGACGCCGCCAGUCCGGCCACCGUCUCUGUCCGCAUUUACGUGCCGGAGCUCAACGUCCAGAAGGUGAUCCACUUCCACCGCGAGGAGCUCGUCUGGAAUGUCAAACAGCAGUGUUUGGCCACUCUGCCCAAAGAGCUGAAGGAAAGUUUCAACUAUGGGCUGUUUUAUCCGCCUUGCAAUGGCCGGGCCGGCAAAUUUUUGGACGAGGAACGUCCCCUCUCAGAUUACCCGUUCAACGGACCUGGCGGCUACCUCGAGUUGAAGUACAAGAGACGCGUGUACAAGAUGUUACACUUGGACGAGAAACAAUUGCGCUCGCUUCACACACGCGUCAACUUGCGUCGCUUUUUCGACUACGUGACCAGCGGCCAAACGGAGAAGAUCACCAAAAUGUGUGCCAAAGGACUGGAUCCCAACAUUCAUUGUCAAGACACGGGCGAAACUCCCCUGACGUUGGCUGCAGUUUCUUCUCGCCCAGGGCCAUUGCUUUUGGCCCUGGUCGGUGGCGGUGCACUGAUCGAUUACCGAACGAGAUGUGGCUCAACCGCCCUGCACAGGGCUGCUGAGAAGAACAGCAUAGAAGCUGUCAGGACUCUUCUGGACCUGGGGGCCUCCCCUAAUGUCCGUGAUGCCAAAGGGCUGACCCCUCUGUGGACCGCAGUCUCAGCUAAAGCAUCUCCAAUGCUAUGUCAAGCUCUCCUCCAUGACUACUCCAUCCACGGUGUCCAAGAUGCUCAAGGGUGGCAUGAGGUCCAUCAGGCCUGCCGUAAUGGACUCGUACAGCAUUUGGAGAACCUGCUGUUUUACGGAGCCGACAUGAACGCCAAGAAUGCAUCAGGCAACACACCCUUGCACGUUUGCGCCGUAGACAAUCAGGAAGCGUGCGCCCGACUGCUGCUCUUCCGGGGGGCCGAUCGCGAAGCUCUUAACUACGCCAAUCAGACACCCUACCAGGUGGCGGUAAUUGCCGGCAACCUGGAGCUGGCCUCUCUCAUCCAUCGGUUCCGAAGUGAGGAUGUCGUGGCAUUCAAGGAAACGCCGUCGUUCAAUCCCCGUCGGCGAAAGUCGGUGCUGUCAAUGAGACACUCGGUAUCGUCCAGUGUCCUCGAUGGCUCUUCCAUCGCGUCGUCGUCGACGACCGGCUCCAGCAGCACCCCCAGUCCAACGUUGGUCUACAAUUCUCUGGCGAGCAGGUCGAUGAAUCGACGCCAACAGCCAUCGCCGUCCCCAUCCAACACGGACCGUUGGCUGGAAUUGAAUCCGCUCUGUAUGAGCACCGUGUCUGUGCGCAGCGAUACGGGAAGCUCCUCUUCGUGUACGGCCGAAAGCGAGGAUAACGGCAGCAGCUUAACUGACAAAAUCAGCGUUGACCAGUGCGACAUUGUCAGUGAUAGCUCGGGCGUUGGCACGUCCAACAGCGGAAGCGGCGGUAGCUACGACGCCAACACGCCAUCGGAACAUUCUUUGGUUUUGCCGGGCAUGACGGUUGUCUGCACAGAAGUGUACAGCUGCAAAGAGCCCAACCACCUGAAUUUGCAACCAGGAGAUAUAAUUGAAGUGACGGGAUCAACCGACUGCGGAUUAUUGGAAGGAUGGUUGAGAGGAGACAGCGGUUACUUUCCGCCCAGCUGCGUCCAAGAAGUCAGACUUCGCAAUCCGGCCGCCAUUGCAGCGGCCAGGCACCAUCCCAGCCCUGCUGUCAUCUCCAAAACCAAUUCGAGUAUCCCAUCUAUGGGCAUGACCCUUCCCGUGCCCGUUCCCGUUUUGCAAUUGGGCAAAACUAUGGAAGCCAGAGCCGCCGGCCGUAGGGAAAUGACUGCACAAAACUAUGGAACGACUCCGCGAAUGAAGUCGAUGUACAGCGAACCACGAACCGUUAUACUUCAUAAAGGCCAGCGAGGAUUUGGGUUCGUCUUACGUGGCGCUAAAACAAUGACAGGCAUGAAAGAUCUAAACCCUGUUCAGAAUCGAGUUCCGGCUUUACAAUAUUUGGAUAGCGUCGAAUCCGGCAGCGUAGCCGAUCGAGCUGGUCUUCAGCCCGGUGAUUUCAUCCUUGCCAUUAACGGCGAAGAUCUGGCCAAAGCUUCGCACGAGACGGUGGUCGAUUGCAUCCGGCGUUCUGGUAAUUUAGUUCAGCUGACUAUCUGCUCUGCCACCGUCCAAACUGUCAGCCCGUCAGUCAGCCAAUCAAUCAGUGAAUACGCCCUAACAGGGCCGAGUAGUAGUCGACAGUAUUCAACACUUCCUAGGAAGCUACCCGGCCGACCUCCCCAACCGCCGAAACGAGAUCCGAGAACUACUUUAAGUGUUGGCCGCGCCCGCGCCCGUUCGAUGGUCGUUGCGCUCAAUGAUAUGGAAACAUCACAAUUGAGCAACGAACCGGCUGAGGAUAUCUACUCCAAUUCUUCGUCAUCAAGGACGGCUUCCAUUCGUUCACGUUCAGGCUCUGGAAGAGUUUCCACCACCGAUCUUGAGAGAUUGUCCAUCCCCACAGCUGUUGUUCCUCCUGCGCCCCCAUCGGAGUCUAACAGAUCGCCUCGCGUGUACGCCAGUGUGGCGGAAAUGAAACGCAUGAGAAAACUGAAGAAUUCGGCGGAAUUGCUGAAAUUACACAAAGAAUUUCACAGCACACCGGAACUGUGCUGGGAGCAACAGCAAAAUGGUGAAGUAAUGACGUCUUCAUGGACAGCCGAAGUGGAAAUUUCACAGGAUGUUCAAUCAGCCGAGGAUUGGCGAAAAAGUCAGAGCCAGGAAAACGUCUAUGGCAUGGAAUUGCAGGCGCAUAAUCAACGCAAUGCACGUCGUUCAUGGGCCGUGAACAAUAUAAAGCCGGGAGGUCCACGCCGUUCAGGCGUACGUUAUCAUGGCUCGUGGCAAAACAUCGAGGAUUCGUAUCGUCAAUCGGAGGAUGACGACGAUGGUGACGAAACGGAAGAAGAGGACGAUGGUGAGGAAGAAGCUGAGGACGCGACCACACCAAUCGCCGAUCAAUUAAAUUUGUUGGGCAAUCGAGAUUACCGUGCCGUAAAGGCGUGUAGACCGGUGUACUCCACCGGAAAUUGCAACACCCUACCCAAAAGAGCUGGCAGCCCACAUUGUACCGCUCCUCCACCUGAUCAUCCGCCACCUCCUCCACCUCCGCCUUCGCAGGUCGUCCGAGUUGACGUAACCAAAUCGCAUAGCGAAUACGCUGCCGUGGCUGCGACGGGCGGCGAACGUCCCACGACUCCAGUCAUGUCCAGCUUCCGACCUAGCGACAAUGCUAAGCUUUACGCUCUGCCAGAAGACCUGAAAAAUGUCGGCUACAUGACACUCCGCCCGACAGGGUCGAAAAAGAUGGCUACCGUGUCAGCAAUCGCAGGAUCUCCUCCCUCGUCCGCGGCCUCUAGAUCUAAAAGCUUGCCGCCUCGCAGUAGCCGGCCGAAUGUUCAGGUGAAGCAGCAGACGAAGAACGAAGAGCCACGCGUCAGCGUGACUGUCAACUCUACGCCGGUUAUUCCCGAUCCGGACUACGACAGUGAAGAAGAAGCUCAUCAGAACGGCAUGCUGGCACGAGGCAAAACGUCGUGCGUGAUGGUGGGACACGAGUCUUCCGACAACGAGCCACGAACCAAGUUACUGAUUGAAAUCAAGCAACAAGCUGCCCAGAAGCCACAUCGAGUCGAAGUGGAAGGAGGAAAACGGGGGAGUUUACCGAAAUCUCAAAGCUUCUGCGCCGAUCUACUAAAGGCGAAAUCUUUGUUGAAAAAUUCGCAAUCUUACCCCGAAGAGCUGAGCGAUUGCCAACUUAUUCAGGAUUCGUAUCCGGAAGACGCUUACGUCACGUUUGUACCGGUGAACGGCCAGUCGGACGAGGCGCAAUACGGGCACAGUAAAAAUGGCCGCCGAACGGGGACGCUCACGCGUCACGCGGUGUCUUUGAUUCAAUUGCCACCACCCGUCGAAAACGGAGAGACAGACGCCGAUGACAGGUUGCAAUCUAAUCAUCAAUCAGAGGUGGCCGCCGAACAGGAUUCCGUCAGCACGGUAUCGACGUUGAGUUCAUUAUCGACCAGCACCAACUCGUCGGAGAGGGACGAUGCAACGAUACUCGAAAAUCAUAAACCGGUCAAGAAGAUCAACAGGCAUUGGCGAGAGGCGGGUGGCCCGUCUGAACACCAACCGGCGACCGACGGCGAGAGGACAAUCGAAGAGAGUCUCCAACUGAUCAGGAAGCACGUCGAUGAAUUGAGCGGAAUGAAUCGCUCGCCCACGAAGAAGACUGCGCCCGUCGUCCCUCCACCUCCGCAGUUCGUCGAAGCGGUCGUUUCCGCGGACAAUGAAGAUUCGUUUCUCGCUCCCCCGCCACCGGAAUUUUCGGAUGCAGUAACGAUGACGAAGACGACGCACAAAUCCGGCCAGCGUCAAUUACCGAAAUCGAUGAGCUCGGGCCAAUUGCGGGACGCGUUGGGAGAUGGGAGCGACGAUGCGGCGCCAAUCUCGUUCUCGUCGCACUUUCUCAAUCGUCGCAUGGUUGAACGUCGUUUGAGCGAUGACGCCAUCAACAGCAGCAAUAAAGCGCCCACCGUUCGAGUGGUUGGCACCGUCCCCAAGAAGGUGUCUUUCAGUCCGGACGUUAUCGAAGCCGAAACGAGCCGUGCUGGACAUCAAGAAAUGGUGGCGACCACUCGGAAAUUUCCACACAAGCCUCUUCACGAGUGGACCGUCAACGACACGGCUGAUUGGCUGGACAGCAUCUUCCUCAACGAAUACAAGGGCGUAUUUAUGAAGCGGAACAUUGACGGCCCUAGUUUGAUGCAGAUUAACAACGAAACGCUGAUGAAUAUGGGAGUCAAACGUUUAGGGCACAGGCUGAACAUUGAAAAAUCAUUGAAGCAUUACGCUCGCGAUCCGAGGAAUUGAGUUUUUAUUCACUUCGAUCAGGCGUAGGAAAGGACAUUUAAGAAAAAAAAAAAAAAAAAAGGUAUUCUUAUUUCUUGGGAGUGCAUUCAGCUGAGACAGAAAAGCCUGGUAAGCAUAAUUGGGGCAAUAGCAACGUGAAAGGGAAGUUAAGAAAAAUCAAGAAAAAUCGAGUCAUAUAUCUAUGUAUAAUUUUGUAAAACAAUUUUAGAGUCUUUCUUUUUCCUCCUCCCCUUUCUUCUAUAUUUCCCCCGGUUUCAACGCAGUACAUACCUGAGCUUUGAUACCAAACGAUGUAGACUUGUCAUCCUAGUUUCUUUACCAUUUUUUCUCCAUUUCUUUUCUUCUGCCACGUGUGUUGUAUUUAUACAGUUACAUUUAACCUUUUAGAUUUAUCCUAUAUCCCACGGUAUAUACAUAUAUACAUCCAUUACAGUUCUAAUAACCCGCUAAAGAGCGAGAACGCCAUUUAUUCAUCCUUCUUUCAUUUUGAUUAGAGCGCAUCUUUUCUUCUUUCGUCAUCCGUCAGGUAUAAAAGAAAACACACAAAAAAAAAGUAAAUUUCUGAAGACGUUUAUACUUCGUCCGCAUCUCCCUUCCUUUCUUGGAUCAAGCUCAAG